This is a messenger RNA of Podarcis lilfordi (Lilford's wall lizard), 32307 nucleotides long. Lineage: Eukaryota; Metazoa; Chordata; Lepidosauria; Squamata; Lacertidae. The record is from the annotation of a GenBank genome assembly.
GGGCGGGGCCUCGCCGCCUGCACCUGUCCGCGGGGCGCCCGGAGCCCCGCCCUUUCUCCUUGGCUCCUCCGCAACGCGGUGGCCGGCCGACCGGGCUGGGCUGUGUUUGCGCGCCGCGCCUGGGCGGGGGAAGCGAGUCCCCAGCCGCCGGGAAGGAGGAUGGCCUGCCUGCUGGACUCGCAGCCCGUGGCCCGCUUCCAGCGCUGCUGCGGGCUCUUCCCGGCCUCCGAGGGAGGGGCGGAGCAGGCCGGCAAGGUGGGGAACGGCAGCCCCCUCCACCUGCCCGCGAGGGACGUCGCCAAUGGGCGCAGCAGUCCGGCCAAGCAGCGCGCCCACCCUCCGGCCCCCGGCGCCGCCAGCAACGGCUGGAAGGUAAGAAAGUUACAAAGGGAGAGGAAGGGGUUAAUUGAAACAGCGGCGGGGAGGGGGAGAGGAAAAGGUACCGGGGCUCAAGUUGUAGUCUCUGACCCAGAAGCGCGUCCUAGAGACAGAUAAGGAGCUUGGCACGUUGGACGGAGGAAAUGGCACCUCCUUGAAUGCAGGUGAGUUGCGAGAGCGCGCGGAAUGCUUGCUAUCCCGAGGCAAUGGACUCGUCUCAGUCUUGCGCAGGUUUCCCCUGUCCGGGUCUCUCGCCCCACGAUCUCGCUCCUUUCCCCCCUCUUUUUCUCGCGGAGGCAGAUGGAUUUCCUGUUGUUCAAGUGAGGAAGGUUAAAGGAAGGAGGAAGGGAGGGGAAGAGGAAAGAACUGCAGCCCCCGUUCCUUGGCUCAGCAAUACAGUAAUUGAGUUGCAAGUAUAGGACAUCAGGGAUAGCCGAAGAUAUUGUGCAGGACGCUUUUCAUUUCCAGCCGAGCACUCCAGCCUUCGACCUCGGUUGUGCUGAGCUCGUGUUGACAUGGCAGAGCACAGAUAUGGAAGGCAGACUCUGCAAGAUCACGGAACGACAUUGUUGCAGAAGAAUUUGGCAGUGUUAUACCUACCUGACUUAACAUCUAGCAAAUUUCCUAGGCUGCUUUAUUUUUCAGGUUAAUUUUAAAUGAAAGCAAAUUGGGUGAUUAUAGGAUAACCGCUCCCCCCCCAAAAAAGGACUAGUGGGUGAUGAGAUACUUGCUUCAGAAUUUGUGAAUGAGUUGACACUUUCCAAAGAGUUGCUGAUGUGCAUUCAUUUAAAAUAAAGUACAAAAUCAUGGUCUAGUGUGACAGAAUUGAACUUGACCUUAGAUAGGUAGGGUGAUGUCAUUUUCAGUGAGAAACUAGGUGAAGAAUUGGACUCCACCCUUCAAUAAAACUGAAAAUGUGAACAUUGUAUUCCUUCCUGCUCCCAGAACUGAUUAACUUCUAUGAUGUCAGAAGAAAAUUAUAAUAAACCUCAGAUAUUGUGACAUCAUAAACCUAUUGGCUUGGAUCAAAAGAUGUUAACUUAAAAGGAAUUCCUCCAAUUUAGCCCUUACCCCAGAUUGUUUAAAGGUUCUGUUGAUCCCAAAGCAAUAGUUUUUGGGGGGAUCGCAGGUGGUUAUAGGGAAGAGUAAAGAAUGGGAAACUUUCCUAUUGUACAGUUCCUUAAGUAACCUUUGUAUCCUAGCCAUUGAUUUCCUUUGUACCACCAGACUGUAAUGAUUCUGUACUAACACAAGCAGGAACUUGAUAAGGUAAUGUUGGCUUACUCUUUGAAACUGUAACGCUUCCCUUGCGCAUGGCAAGGCUGCUUAAGUGUUAAGAGAUCUUCCCCCCUCACAAUACUAUGUCAUAGAAUUCCAUGGAGACCAUUGUGCACAAAGAGAAACAAUACUACUCUGUGAUAAUAGCUAUUAUGAUGUGCCCAAACUGAACUCUGUUGAAAAGAGACACAAACUAAUUAAUUCUGAUUGUGUGGGCACUGAUGCACCAAGAUUCAAGUGUGCUACCUGCGUAGCACUGCUAAAGAGGGUGUAUGUGUGACUUUUAUGAAAUACUUCAUUAUUCAGGUGGACCUAGUAAUAUCUGACCACUUCAAUUUGUUUAUCCUCUUGUCUCAAAAGGCUGGAGGUCUCUGAGCAGGGAUCUAUCACGUAAAUGUUCCAAAAGUCUCUUCCCUUUGUAUUCUGUCCUCCCAUGCUCAAUUUAUUAUCUUAUUUGUUUCCAGCUUAUUUUUUCUGCACUUUACAGUGCAGUCCUACAUACAUGUUUCCUUGGAAUCAAGUCCUAUUAUGAUCCAAGGACUUAUUCCCAGAAAAGUGCUUCUAGGGCUGCAGCUUUAAUUUUUCUUUCUUGUGCUAUUGUUGUUCCUUCUUAGGAACACAGGAACUUGUCUCAUGCCAAGUGCAGCUCUUCAGUGUCCUAGCGGGCAACAUUCUGAGCCCUAUCUAGAGAUAAUAAUUAUAUUAUUAUUAUUAUUAUUAUUAUUAUUAAUUUAUUUAUUUAUAAUAAACCAACUACUCAACCAACUACUUUCCCCCUGAACUGAGUUCAUUUUCCUCCCCCCUCCCCCUUCUUUUGUUCCAUAGCUUUCCCAUUUUUUCCUUUCAGAUCCUCUCCAAUCCAAUCCAAGCAAGCCGGUCUUUAUUCUGAUGUGAAAAACCCUUGCGUCAAUAGUUAUAGUCACAACUGUCGUACUAUUUCUCUUUGCAUACCUUUUGAAUGUAAGAAGUAAUGUAAUCUAGUUGCACUGUAACGCUUUACUUAUCUGAUGUUUGAAGAAGAUUAAUCUGUCUCCGUGCCCGCUGCUGAAUUAGCUUUAAUGAAUGGCUCCAAUGGUCAUCUCCUAGCAAAAUGCCAAACUAUGGUAUUUUCCUGUUUCACACAUAAUGGCAAACUAUGAUUUGCCACAAAAAACUAACUAUGGGAGAGCACAACAGGGACGGGGAAAGCACAGUAGUAACAGCAACUCAGCUGUUAUUGGAAGUGACUUGUUUGUUUAAAUGUAUAUUCACUCUGAGGGAGGAAAUAUGAGUUUUCAAGUUAGGCUUUGAUGAGAUUCUUGCAUAAUAUUUAUCCCCCUGUGCCUAGAUUGGAAUUUUCUUGAUAUGUUUAACGAAUGAUUUUGGCUAUAUGACCUACAGCCGGGUUUCCCUGCCUCUGGCUAUUUUUUGGACUACAGUUCCCAUCUUCCCUGACCACUGUUCCUGCUAGCUGAGGACAAUGGGAGCUGUAGCCCCAAAACAGCUGGAGACCCAAGUUUGGGAAACCCUUGUCUACAGCCAGGAUGGGGACUAUAUGGCCCUUCAGAUGGCAGUGGUCUGCAACUCUCAGCCUUGACCAUGUCAGCUGGGGCUUAGGAGAGUUAGCAUCCAACAACACGGGGAGGGUUAAAGGUUCUUCAUUCACGCUCUAGUGGGAUAAAUGAGCUUUUUCAUAUUCAGAAUAAUGGGAACAAUAAAAAAACUUCUUUCCACCUUAAAGAUCUCCAUUGCCUUGCUCUUUCCUACCAUUCCACUUACUCUGUCCUUCACAUGUGCUUUUUAAAUAUAUAACACGCAUACUAUAUGCUGGUGUGCAGAUUUUGUUUCUCCCCCACCCGUUCUCCAAGAUGCUUUUCCUCCCUCCUUCCCUCAAUCAACACAUUAGCUUAGAUCUAUGCAGAGCAGCUCCAAAGAGCAAAUUUCUAACACAGGUAUGGAGAACCUUUGGCCCUCCAGGUGUUAUUGAGCUGCAUCUCCCAUCAGCCCCCGCAAGCAUGGCCAGUGGCCAGCGAUGAUGGUAACUGUACAUCUGGAGGGCCAACGGUUCCCCAUGAAAAAGAUGGGGAGUCACUUAAUUUCUCUUUUAGGAAAGCCAGGCACUCACAUCUGAAUGCUGCGGUUCAUGGAGAAAGUUUGGGCCCUGUCAAAAGGAGGUGGGGAAUAAUUCUACCCUUCCUUCCUCUGGUGUGGCAAGCAGCUGAUUGGAAGAAUCCAAUUCUGUUUCUUCUCCAUGCCUGGUUCAUUUCUGGUGCUGGGCUUUGGGUUUCGACAAUUGACUUCAGAAAUGAUGAUUCAACUCUCUCCCUUUUGAGGUUAUAAUUAGAUAGAUAUAAUUAUGGAUAGAUGCAUGAAAGUGAUUGUGUCUGCCACUGUUACAUCUAGUUUGGCCCCCAGAAAGGUAGUUCUCCGCUUAAAAUCUAGCAAGAUCUCAUAUAGGGUCUGCUUAUGUUAUGGGAAACUGGCGUUGCCUUGUAGGUGUCUUAAGACCCUAGCUGCCACUUUUACAUGAUUUCAAAAUCAUUAAAUCUGCAAGGUAUGCUAAAAUCCUACUUGCCUUCAGCUCUGCACCAUUUGGUAACUGCACAGCAGAGCUAAUGUAUUUCAAAUCCUGGAGGCCAUAAUAUCUGAAAGACUCUUAAUUUUGGAUUGCAUUGCCUUCAGCAUUUUACAGAACGAUAUUAAUUUGGCACACAAAUUAUAGUUAAUUUAAAAAAUAAGCUUGACUAAGUAGAGUCAGGAUUGGCUAUUGUGCAUUGUGUGGGUCUGAUUACGAGUAACACUCAAAUUCUAAUCCCAAAUCUGAAAACACCUAUUUACUUGCCUUCGGCAGCUCAUUUUUCUACAUAAAGUAGGGGUGAUGGCUACAUUAGAGUAGGUGAGCUUAAUUUAUUAAUGUUGUACAACCCUUUGAAGAUACAAAGCUCUAAAUGAAUGCUGAGGAUUAGUAUUGUCGAAUCAUGUUCCUCAGUUGGGUAUUAAACUAUAGAAACUCAAUACAAUAUUGCAAUUCUUGUGCUGGUGAAAGCAAAGGAGGAGGAGCAGGUUUGAAGUUUUAUGACAUUAUGUUUAUUGCUGAAAGCAGAACAGGUAGGGGUAUUUGUGUAGAAAUGCAUGUGUUCAUGAAGAAAAAAUCUGGUUUACAACCACACGUUAUAAUCUUCUGCUUUAGAUGAAGGCUGAGCCAGAUCUGAUAAACUGAUGCAGCAGAAUUUUGUGGCACACAGACUUUCCUAAAUGGAAGGUAUUUUUGAAUGCUCCGUGGUGACAAAUAGUCCCUGUGUAUUGAAAACUAACAUGUCUUUUGAAAAUUAUUCUUGAAAUUACUGUCCCUCCCACAUCUGGAGCUGAGCUCAACUGAAUACUGUUUGUAACUAGAUCAUGUGUUUAAUACUUCAUAAGGGAAAUUUAAUAAUUUAAGACACUUGCAUCCUUCAGUAAAAUAUAACCAUUUUUAGAUUGCUAUGGGAGUCUCACAAAGAAUUUAGAUUUAAACAUCCAUGUAGCAUCUCUGGAAAAAUACAGGAUGGUGAGUUUAGACAUGUCUGCUGCCUAGAACCUGAACAGAGCCUUGAAUGCACACAUUUUUCAUUCUUGUGGGAGACUUGUGCCAUUGAGAGUGCCUACAGUCCUGUUUUCACAUCACUUUUCAAGGGAACAGGUUGUGAAAUAUACAGGGAAUGGUCCCAUCUACACUGCCACAGCCUCUUAGGAAGAAGGACAAUCGACUCACAAUUGUUGUAAUAUCCAGUGACAGCUGGAGGUAAGCUUGCAAGUUGCAGGUAUCUAGAUGCAGCCCUGGGUACAGUGUGUGGCUCUUUGCCCAUCAGAGAUUUAAGCUUCUCUCAAAGUCUUGUUGUAGCUGGUCCAGGAUAAUGUUACAAGAUAACUCAUGUGCAUCACAAUAGGAGAGCAUUCCCUACAUGCUUCUUGGAGUAAGAAAACAGAAAGGCUUAAUUGCUGCCAAUGAUGGCAAGAUGCUUAUAUCUGGAGGCUAUUCACAGAAGUCUUUAAAAACUUGUUGCCAACACAGCUGCCCUGCUCUUUAGCUGUUUUCCCUUCACCUUUAUCUUAACCACACACAACUCCUCUUGUCCCUAGGUUCUGUGGGAUUUCCCCACAGCCUAUUGUUUUUCAUCUCUCCCCUUUUUUGCACCGCUUCUCAUCCUCCCAUAUUUUCCAUCUUUCCUUUCAUCAUGUCAUACUUCUGUAUCCAGCUCGUCUCUGACCAUUGUUGAGCUUCCUGCCCAAUGUUCUUUGUAAACUGCUUAGAGGUGUUUUAUGCUAGUAAGUGGUGUGCAUUUUUUUAAAAUGUACACAUUUUGUUUUUAUUUAUUGCAGUAUUUCAUCCUGCCCUUUCUGCAAGCAACCUAGGAUGGUCUACUGUACAUAAUUUCCCACAUUUUGCCCUCAAAAUGUUCUUACCCUGGUAGGUAGAGAGAUGAGGGAGAAAUUCACUUUGCUUUUAAAGGCAAACCAACCCAAUUUUCACCAACAAUACAUGAACCAACUAUUUGCAAACAAUGCAUGAACCAAAGCGCAAUCAUCUUUCAAAAUUUGCACUACUCUGAAUUUUGCAGUGCAGUGUUCCCACCAAGCAGUGUGUUCAAAAAUACAUAUUCCACACUAAAGUGUGCAUGAAAUGAAAACAACAUUCAAAAAUGCAUUGUAUUGGGGAAAAUUGCCUUGCAAAAAUGUGCAUAUUAGGCUAAACUGCAUUAAAAAAUGUUUAUUUUGAGAAAUUCACACUUAAAUGCUGACGAAUUUUCAAGAGGACUUUAAAAAAAUCACAAACUGAUGUGAAAAUGUAAAGAACUGAACUUAAGAAUGGAAAACAGAGAAACUAAGAGAGAUCAACAUUGUCCGUUUCACCUAUUCCUAGUGGUAGACUUUGCUGAGAGAAGAAUGCAUUAAAGUCACACACUGAGCUUUGUGGCUGAAUGAGAUUUGAACAGCCACCAUACCAGACUGGCUGGCAGUUUGCUGCUCCCAGGGCACUGUUUCCAUUUAGCUUUACACUUUCUGUCGGCAUCCUUCCUCCAUGGAAAGCUGCCUUUAUACUGAAUCAGACCAUUGGUCCAUCUAGUGCAGUAUUGUCUACACUGACUGCUACUGGCUCUCCAGGCUUUCAGGCAGGGAUCUAUCCCAGUCCUACCUCCAGUGCUUGGAGUUUUUGGAGUAUACAAUCAUGCUGGCUGGGACUGAUGGGAGUUGUGCUUCAAAAUCUCUGGAAGACACAUGGUUAGCGGACGCUGCUACAGACCAUGGUACAAAAAGGAGAGACCUUAUGAAACAAGCUGCUGUUGCUACUCACUUUGUUGUUGUUCAGGCUGCUUAUCCAGUCUGACCUCAGAGUUCAGUUCAGAUGAAUUUACCACUGUUGAAGUCGUGCCCCAAAAGUGUCUCCAGUCUAUUUGCUUAUUCCAUUUCGUUAUGUAAAAUAACUUGUUGUGUAAAUAUUAUGCGUGGAAAUGAACACUGUGAUGAAGUGGUGCUGUUGCCUGGAAUGAAAAGGAAGUAUUAAAAAUGGAGUUGCCUUGAAGGAAAUUACUCUGAAAAUCAAGCAGGAAGAAAAUAUCAUUAACGCCAAUUAAGUUACGUGGUUCAAACUUCCCCACACAAUGCAUUUCAUAACUAUGAAUUUGUUUGGUUUCUGGCUGGACAGCUUCUCUCUCCCCCCCCCCCCCCCAAUUUUCAUCAGAUUUGCAUAGCUUGUUCACUUAAAUAAAAUUGAGGCAACCCAUCCAUGAGGCAAGGAGAGGUGACUGCCUCAGGUGGAAGGAUUCACAGGAGCAGCAAAUCUGGCCUUCAAGGAAUCCAUCUCUUGCUGCCGCUCUUGUGGUGGCAGCUAUGGUUGUGGCAUGCUUCUUGGAGACUAGAUCUGUCUCCUCCCUUUCAACACCUUCCCCACAAUGACGCCUCUACCUGGUGGCUUCUUGGUGAAUAGGAGGCUCUACUGGUCUCAUCCCACCCUUUGGGAGGAAAUGGUGGGGGCUCCUGGGCUCUGCACCCACUGGGUGUGAUUCAGAGUGGGCCCCUUCCCACGAUGGCCUUUGGUUCCCACUUCAACCAUUGGGUAAGGUUGAUUUGAGUGCCCCCUGUUCUCACUGUAGAUCUUUUUUCCCUCCUUCCAUGUUCCUGACAUAAAUCUUCACUCACACCUUCUUCCUUGAUGGGGAAGUCACCAUUUUGUGGUUCCUAUCUGAUGUCUUUCUUAUCUUGGCCUAUAUAAUGUUUAUGUUUGUUUGUUAUUGUUUUAUAUUAUCCUCAGCAGGAUAAGUGUUUCAUUAAUUGUUGAGGGCUAUAUUCGAAAGCUGGGACGUGGGUGGCUCUGUGGUUUAAACCACAGAGCCUAGGACUUGCCGAUCAGAAGGUCGGUGGUUCGAAUCCCCAUGAUGGGGUGAGCUUCUGUUGCUCGGUCCCUGCUGCUGCCAACCUAGCAGUUCGAAAGCACAUCAAAGUGCAAGUAGAUAAAUAGGUACCGCUCUGGCGGGAAGGUAAACAGCGUUUCUGUGCGCUGCUCUGGUUCACCAGAAGCGGCUUAGUCAUGCUGGCCAUGUGACCCGGAAGCUGUAUGCCUUCUCCCUCGGCCAAUAAAGCAAGAUGAGCGCCGCAACCCCAGAGUCGGUCACGACUGGACCUAAUGGUCAGGGGUCCCUUUACCUUUUAUAUUGAUUUUUAAAUCUUGUAUCCUGGAGUCUUUUGUCCGGUGACAAAUAGAUCUAGUGACGAUGAAAAAUGAAAAGCAUCACGUCUAGCUUGGCAUUGAGAACCCUAGAACUGGCUUCCUGUCCUGGGCCAGAAUUCCACCCAAUCCGGUUUCCUGCCUUCAAAAGUGCCUGGCCACAUGCCCUGCAAAACUUGCAAGAAUGCUACUUUUUGUACCGGCAACUUUGCCCCUCUUUAUAGUGCCUUGGGGAGGCAAGGAUGUCAGUGAGCAAAUGCUCAGUCUGCUGUCUCAGUCACUGAGAGUAAGAUGUCUGCAUCUGCUUUUGCAACUAUCCAUGCCACCUUAGAAAGGUGUCCCUUGUCCUUUGAGAGCAGUUGGCUGUUUGGGAAGGCAUAUGCCUUAGUGGAGAUUUUCCUUUUGUUUUCCAACCAACAGCUCCCCCUCCCUCCCAAUACGAGAAGCAAAGGAAAACUUAAAGGAAAUGCUGUAUCCUGUCCUCUGCCCCCACUGCCUGCACACAUCAACACUCGCAUAAGAAUUUUGGUGAUUUGUGGGUGUUAAUGGUAUUCUCAGACUAGAAAAACGCUUUUCUGUUGAGAAGAUAAAUACUGGUUGCAUGUGUCUUGUCCAGGGAAGAAGAUUUUCAUUGUGUGCCAUUCACUGUGAGAUAGUAACAUUUGGAUAAUAUUGCAAACAAAAUGAAAUGAAGAUUGAGGGGUUUUUUUAAAAAAACUCAGCCCAAUACGUUCUUGUUCUGAUCACAGGGACAAAUUGAAUUAUGGUGUCUUGGUUCUCCUCCUUGUUAUGUAUUCAGAACAAUACCUUAUCAUCAUGGUAUCUUGUACAACAUGAAUUUGAUUCAUUAUUUGCUUAUCAUUUAGUUGGUUUUAGCUUAGGAGCAAAUAAAAAGCAGACUGUUACUUCUUGAGCUAUGUUAGGCUUUUAAAUUUUUUGGUGCAUUACCAGCUUUGUUUGUUUUGCAUGAUAUAAUAGAUUAAUGUGGGUUAAAAGACACUUUUAACAAAUUAAAUUUUUAAAAAAUGUCAGUUAGGCAGGAAAUGCAUUGCACCCAUGUGUUAAAACAUGAGGACCCAAAUGUCACAUGCAAAGAGAUCAUUUGAAUAACAAAUUAGUUUCUGGAGGGCUGUUAGAGUAGCAAAGUAACAUUGGUUUCUCUUCAGCAAAACAUAUUAACCUUUACAAAACAAUUUCUCUUAGGACUGUUCACAAGAAUACGUUGUAAAGAAUUAUUUCUACUACUACCUGUUCAGGAUUUCCGCUGCAAUGGGUCAAGAGGUUUUCUACAUCACAUUCCUCCCAUUCAGUUACUGGAGCAUUAACCCCUAUGUUGCCAGAAGGCUGAUACUUAUGUGGUCUGUAAGUAUUGCUCGGAUUAUUACUAUAUAUGUGCAAGUUGUUAUAACAUUAUCAGCUGUUUUUUCUCCAGCUUUCUGGUUGCCAAUCAAGCUGUAUAACUUUUGACAUUUCUAGCAACGAAAGAUCUGGGGACACCCUAAAGACUAACAGAUUUUAAGCUUUCAUUGACUAGACUCUACUUCAUCUUGGAUCUAAAGGGAAUGGAUUCUAGUCAAUAAAAAUGCCUCAAACCAUAAUAAAACUGGUUGGUCUUUAAGAUACCACAGUACAUGCUUUUGUUUUGACUGCAGCAUAAUAGCAUGUCCACCACUCUAGAAACAGAAAGGAUGAAAGUGUGCCUUCUAAAAAGGUAACAUUAAAAAAGAGUACUUAUUUUAUAGGUUGAGCUUGAUUUAUAUGCAAUUUUAAUUUUUGUAUUAAAUUCAUUUUUUCAAAAAGUUUUGCCUGAAGUUCAAAGUUCUUGUCCCCAGUUUGGAAUGUACAAGUGUCACACUUUACACAACUGGUAUUGCAUCCAGUUGGUGGUUGAUUCCUAGCAUGUGUCCAUACUGUUUUGGGAUACACCAGGAUAAAAAUUUAGCAAACGUAACGGUUUGCUCUUGCAGUAUUUGAAAAUCUGUGUGGUUUUUUUUUGGGGGGGGGGUGUUUGCACAGUUGUGACAGAAAUCCUUAAGUUCAACAUUGUUUGGUAUCAAGUAGUGCAAAAUUAGUCAGUGGCACUUAUUUCACUGAUUUUUGAAUCAGCCCUAUACAAGAUGUCAUUCCAUAGUUUUAAUAUAUUACUUUGAAGCCGUAAAAAAAAAACAUGGCACCAACCAAUCCAACACUUUCAACUCCAACUCAAAGAUUCCAUUGUGAAGUAGAUGCAAGAAUCUGUACAGGCAUUCUUGCACCAGCACUGAAUAGCCUUUUGAGAAAAGGUAGAGCUUACCUUCAUUGAUAUUCACCCCCAAUAGUGUGUGUCCAAUGUCUCUGCAGGAGAUGGUUGGUUGGUGAGCUCUGUUGAAGGCGACAGCCCUAGCCACCAACUGAACUUUGAACACACCCACCUGAUAGACACCUGGGCAGAUAAAUUGUGUGCAUUGGCAGCCUCUUUUGCGCUGUGUUGAAGCCAGCAGGGAAUACUUGGCAAGGAUUCCUGUUUCUGUGGCCAGACCUCCCUCAGUGAAUCGGGGCAAUAUAACACUCAGUUACAGAACUCCCAAGCCAUUUUAUUGCUUCAGUUUUCACAUGGGUUAACGCUUGUUGCACAUUUACACAUCUCUGAAAUGCUCUCCACGCUCCGUGUUCUAAAGACAAACAAACCUACCUUGCCACGUGCAUAUGGAGAUCAUAUGAUCCUCCCAUGCAGCUGUACCCACCUCAGUGACAGACAGUGUAAAUUGGCCUUCAUAUGCUCUAGCUGAACUGAACCUGGCAAACCUUGCUUUUUAAGUUGAAGUACUCAUGCCAGCUGGUUGCCCUGGCUCUCCCUCAUCGAUGAUUUUAGACUUGCUAGCUUUUCAGGAGUUUUAGGCCCAGGCUUUCUGGAGGACUGUAUUCACCCAUACUCACCUGCCUGGACUCUGAGAUCUUUGGGUGAAGCCCUUCUCUCAGUCCCACCACCUUCAUAGGCGCGCUUGGUGGGGAUGCGGGAAAGGGCCUUCUCAGUGGCUGCUCCCGGGCCUUGGAAUUGUCUCCCUAAAGAAACUAGACUGGCUCCCUCCUUGUUGUCCUUCCGCUGGCAAGCAAAGACUAUUUUAUUCCAAAAGGCCUUUGGGAACUGUUUUUUAUUUUGUUUUUAAGAAAUGGCUUUGCUAUGUUGUACUGUUUUUGGUAGCUAUAUUUUAAAAGGUUUAAGUUCUGUUAGAUUUUAAUUACUUUUCAGCUACAGUGGUACCUCAGGUUACAUACGCUUCCGGUUACAGACUCCGCUAACCCAGAAACAGUGCUUCAGGUUAAGAACUUGCUUCAGGAUAAGAACAGAUAUUGUGCUCUGGAGACGCGGCAGCAGCAGGAGGCGCCAUUAGCUAAAGUGGUGCUUCAGGUUAAGAACAGUUUCAGGUUAAGAACAGACCUCUGGAACGAAUUAAGUACUUAACCCAAGGUACCACUGUAUUAUCUUUUAGCCUUUUGUAUUUUAUCUGUGUUGUUUCAAUUUGUGUAAGCCACCUUGAGUCUUGCUCUGGGGGGGGGGGGAGAAAGAUGGGAUAUCAAUAAAUGUUAUUGUCAUUGAUGUUAUCAGAACUGGACACUGAACAGUUUGGGAUAACCGACCGAAAGCAGACAGUGAGCUCCCCCCCCCCCUCCGCUCUGUAUUCAUUCUCCAAAAUCCGCAUUCAUGCCCAUAUUUUGAAGCUGCUUAAUAAUAUAAUUCUUGACAUAAACUUAAAACUUUUUGCAGCUGUGUGUAGUAGUGACCUCUGCUGGAGCCUGCUGGGUGUUACUAAGAAAGACCAAAUUGAUGCAUGGAGUCUGUUCUCCCUCUCCCUUGUAGUUCAGGUGCUUUUUGGAAAAUCUCAAACAGAAAAGAUGAGGGGGAGAGACCAAUACGUUCCAUUUUUUUUAUUAUUAUUUUUUUGAGUAAGAUGCAUUACUUUAGGCAAUAUCUCUGGGUCCAAAGGAGAGUGUCUCCCUGCUAGAAAUAGACAUCGUUUUCAUUCCCUGCAUGCUGGAGAUAAUAUAUAGGUACGUUCAAUAGUUUUCCCCAAGGCUGGGUGCAUUAGAAUGGUCAUUCUUUGGUUAACACACAGGCAAGCCAGUUGCUUAAUUUGCAUGAUAAAAAGCAUGUAGAGUUGUGGCUCAGUGGUAGAGAAUCUCCUUUGCAUUCAGAAAGUUCCAGGUUCAAUUCCCUGCAUCUCUACAUGGCAUUGGGAGAUGCCAUGUUUCAAUCCAGCGUGAAACCCUGGAGAUCUGCUGCCAGGCUGUGUGGACAAUACCAAGCUAGGGGAAUAGAUGGUCUACCUUGGUUUAUGGCAGCUUUCUAGGUUUCUAAUUUGGGGGGUGCAUUUUUAGGCUUGUUACUAUAUCACAGCGUUUAAGUACUGGGAAUGAUGCAGUGGCCACUUCCAUCUGAAAACUAUAUUUCUGCUAGAAUUAACACACACACAAAGUGAAUUUAUAGGUAACUUGUGUUUAACAAUGUUCCACGCUGCCUGGUAAUGGGAGAUGUUGCUGCUGCACUCCUGCAUGCUCCUCAGAUAUUGCCAUUUGACAUUCCAGAGCAAAAACUAUGAAGUCUGCCACUUGGGGAGACAAACCUAAAAAGUAUUUUGGUAUGUACCUGCUUUCUCACACCAGCCCUGACAUCCUCUGCUUCAGGAAUGUCUUGAAAACCUCAAUUUCAUAAGGACAUGAGAAGAGCCUGAUAGAUCAGGCCAACAGCCCAACUAGUCAGGAUCCUGAACUCACGGUAGCCAACCAGAUGCCUGUGGGAGUCAUGCAAGCAGGAUGUGAGCCCCAGAUCCCUCUCCCCUCCUGCAGUUUCUAGCAAAAAGGAAUUCAGAAGCAUUACUGCCUCCCAUGGCUAAGAGUCAUUGAUAGCCUUCUCCUCCAUGAAUUUGUUUACUCCCCCUUUAAAGCUCUCCAAGCUGGUGGCCAUUGCGGCUUCCUUCCUGUGGGAGUGAGUUCUAUUGUUUGCGAAGAAGUACUGUAUUUUUUGCUCUAUAAGACUCACUUUUUCCCUCCUAAAAAGUAAGGGGAAAUGUGUGUGCAUCUUAUGGAGCGAAUGCAGGCUGCACAGCUAUCACAGAAGCCAGAACAGCAAGAGGGAUUGCUGCUUUCACUGCACUGAGAUUCAGAUUUUUUUUCUUCUUGUUUUCCUCCUCCAAAAACUAGGCACGUCUUGUGGUCUGGUGCGUCUUAUAGAGCGAAAAAUACGGUACUUCCUUUUAUCUGUCUUAAAUCUCCCAACAUUCACAAGUUCCAGUGUUAUGGGAGGGGGGAGACAUUUCUCUGUGAACUUCCUCUAUGCCGUGCAUCAUUUUAUCAACUCCUAUUGUGUCGCCACUCACCUUGUCUCUAAACUGAGAAGUCCCAAAUGCUGCAAGCUUUCCUCAUAGGGAAGUUGCUUCAUCAGCUUUCACCAGCUUCUUCCAAUGUUAACUUGGACGUUAUAUAUUGCCUCAUUCUUCACAUGACAGGAAUGGUUUCAGCAGGUUUUUUAACGGAAGCUGAGGUUCUGAGCAAGUAACCUAAAUGGAAUGAAUUGCCAUGCAGUUUUCCAGUUACAUUGUUGAUCUUAUUUGACUGCAUUGACUUGGCUAGAAGAUACAAAGCAGUCUUUAUUUGUACUAAAUUAAGACUAGUGUAGAAAUAUGUAGGCUUUACAGAUUUGCAGCAGCACACACCCCUUCAAUGCCUUAACAGGCAUGUAUCUAAGUUUUAGCAGUUCUUUAGCAAUUUGCAAAUUGGGUGAAAAUAAGAGCGCUUUGCUCCAAUCUCCUUGAUUUGUUUUAUUGGAGAUAAGGAGUAUGGCUUUGAGGGAUCUGUAGUUGGGGAGGAAACUGAAUGACAAAGUGAUCAACUCUGAAAAGCAGGUGGUGUAAUUUAUAUAAAUAACACAUUAGUAUGUGUCCCAAAGUUAGUUUACUGGAACACUCAUGGAUCAAGGAAGUUGGUUUUCCCAUUGCCAGGUUCAACAAGGAAAUACAAAGAACAAAACUCCUAUUCAAAACAGGCUUUUAAAGUAUGUGGGAGAAGGAUUUUCCACCUGCUUAAUCUCAGUGGUACUCGGGUACACCUUGUAAGCAGAUUGUUAAGCUAUUUGACUAUAAUGGUUCUGCAUAUUGUUCAGAACCUGCGGGGACAGGAAUUGCUCCAUAGCAGGAAUAAACCUCCAGUUCUCGAUCUUUGGCUUUCGGAGUUCUGCCCAGGCUUCACCCUUCUCCACAACAUGCCCAGUUCUGCACACACUGUGAGGGCUUUUACCUGACUGGACUAAGAAGUUUGUGGGAGGUCGUCUAGAAACCACACUGACCUUUGUGUAUGAAAAGUUCCUCGGGAGGGAGUGUGGCCCUGAGGCUGGCAAAAAUUCCACACGCCUCCCUGCUUUAUAGAUUUACAAAUGCACACCGGCAUGUUCUGCCAUCUCAGGGACACAAGCAGCAUAUAUAUGUAUUGCAUAUAUAUUGAAAGGCUAAGCAGUGUGGACUUUGGCAGGGGAGUGUCUCAUGUAAACGGAUAGAUUGCAGAAAAACAAGAUGCCUGGCAGUAACUGGUGGAGAAGUAUUAGUGGUUGGACGAUUUAUUCCACCCUACCCCACCCCAGAAGACCAAGAGUGUCUCUACAAAGUGUGUACUGAGGUUUUUUCCAGCAUUUUCAUGAUUGAUCUCAUUUUUGCUGUUCAGAGCAUCUGUUCAGACCUCUCAAAGAUUUCAUCAACAAUGAAUGUGCCUCAUUGUAUUCAAUCAUUAGAUUUUAAAAGUGUGUGUCCUGCUUUUUGAUGUAAAAUACAACCAUUGCAACUGUGUCAAGAGUAAUUUUGACACAAAUUUUAAAAUGAGGCUUGUCUCAAAAGUACUAUUUUACAAUUUUACAACAUGCAGAGAAUAAUAUGUAUAAACAAAUCAGAGAGAGGAGCUGAGGGAAGUCUUUGGAGGCUGGGAGAGGGAGGGGGAAAUGUAAUUGGUUACAUUUGAUUCAUAAUUUGAUUUGUUAAAUUUGUUUAAUAACAAAUAUUUUUAAAAAGUACUAAAAAGCCAGAGGCAGCAAUGGAACUAAGUAUUCUUUUUUAAAAGCAGGAUACAGAAUUAGAACAAAUGUUUAUGAAAUAAAAGACUCUAGUAUGCAGGAUUGUUGAAAAGUGUGUGUGUGUGUGUGUGUUUGUGUGUCCAUAUUGAAAACCUUGUUCAUAAGACUCCUUCAAAAUAAGAAUUAGAGCUCGAGGACCACGGAAUCCACCAAGCUGAUUGGGUGCUGGCCACUAAAUUCAUUUCUACAAAAUCCCCAUUGGGAGUUAAAUUACAACUGAACAUCAUCUAUCCGUACAAAUACAAAAACCACUGCAUUAGUGAUCCUUCCCAUUGAUCUGUGCUGGUAAAUGGCAUCAAGCUCUUCAGGUGGGCAUGCUCUGUGGUUUUUUAAAUAACUCUCAUAAUCAUGAGGUCAGAUGAUAAGUUUCCAGAAGAAGUCUCUCAAAAUUUCAAAAGAGCUUUCUAAUAGAAAAGCAUUUCACAAACUUGAGAGCAUCAAUACAUUGCUUCCCCAAGGAAGAAAAGAACCAGCAGUUUGCUAAUAACUGUGGGUUCUCAAAUAAUCCUGUGCAUUAGGUCCCCUAAUUACAACUGUGUGUUCCAAUUUUGUAUCGUACUUGGAAUAUUUAAUUCCAUUUGCCUCUGGUGUGCGUCACUUCUUGGGGGUUUUAGAGGAAACCUGACAUCAUGCGAUCAGUGUAAUUGCAUGCAGCCACAAGAAGAAUUCCCACAGCCUCCAAUCGCUAGUCAACAAAUGCACCCUGCCUCAAAGCCCAGACAGUUAAUGCAGAGAAGGGGACAGAAUUCCUGGAGAAAGGAUCCCAAUGCCACGUAGCUGCUGGAGAAGGGAUGAAGGUCCAAAAUAUUAUUGGAUAGAGCACAGGCAGCUAACACCUGGCCCAGGAACCUGAUUUAACCCUCAAGCAAAAUUUUCCAGCACCCCAAGAUCCCACCAGUUUUGGUGGUGGUGAUGAAAAACAAAACAAAAAUAAUAAAGACACAAUGUUGUGGUGGGGCAAAAGGUUUGAACUUUUCUGAGCUUGGAAAAAGAUGCAAAUUGCACCUUUCUGGGCCACCAGGUAGGUCAUUUGAGAAAAUAAGAGUUGGUAACUGGCUCUCCUUGACUGAUCUACUUAUGCCCCUGUGUGUACACGUGUGCAAGAGUGUGGUGUGGCCACAGCUACUUGUGGCAUGCUGAUUCCCAGAGGGUUGACCAAGGGGAAAUAUGGUCCUUGAGAUAGAGGCAAAGAAUUGGGAAGGGAAAGGUGCCACUAAAAGAGUAGUGUGUGGGACCACAAGAAUUGUGCUAUCCGUGGCGCAAAUGAGGCAAUGAAUAUGUGGUGGUUGAAAAGUGCUGGAAAAUCUAUCGGGAGAAGGCCAUGAGGAGGAAAGGCAUCUUUCAAGUUGAUGUGCCACUUUUCUGCCAUCGUUGGUAGAAUCAAGGCAGCUUAAUAGAAGGUUAUAAACACAAUGGAAUAAGAACUCCUGCAACAUGAUAUAAUAUAAUUAAUGGCAAUGCAAUCAGGAGAACAAGCCAUUCUUACAGCAAUAGGAAAAGCAGAAGAUCUGCUCUACCUAUCCACCCACCCAAACAUUUACACAAGAAUGAAGCAACAUCUGGAAAAAGGGGUGCAUCUUGGAGUAUUUUAAAUUUAUUUUUGAGACUUCGUUAAACGAAUCCCGGUGAUUCAGCAGCACUCUAAUUAGCCAUCUUGGAGAGCACAUAAACAUCUAAAUGCAGCUGUCUUCUGUUACAGUAAAUGUUUCUCUCUCUAAAAUUAGGCCCACUUCCAAGUGGAAAAAGCCUUUGUGUUGAAGGUUGCAUUUGAACGCCGACUAAUUGGUUAAGAGCCUAUAAUUCGGUAUUGGGUAGGCAAGGAAGGAGGUUGGAUGUGUGCUUCCACUGCUUGGAUUUGAAAUCUGAGACCAAGUAAUUCCUUGUAUGGAUUAGAAAUUUAAGUAUAUAGGAGUUGUGAGAGAACAUGAAACCAAAGGUGCAAGCAGCAUUUAUAUCUAAAGUAACACAAAAGUGAGGGGGAGGGAGCAAGAAAUCCCUCUCACUCCAAACCCACAAUAAUUAAAAUAAGUGAACAAGGAAGUUCUGCCACAUGUCUAACUUGACAUGCUCUUUUACUCCUUUACUGGUACUCUAAAUUAUGGACUAUACACCAGAUUUGUUUCUAAUCUUGGGCUAUCAAAAUGGUCCAAUCACAUUUAGGCUGCCUUCAUAUAUAUUUCAGAAGUUCAGGAGCUUUCCUCUCUAUUUCUGCUGGAAGAGGAGAGAAAUGUGUUGCCUUUUGUAUUCCCAUACUUUCCCCCCUUUGUUUACUGUAGUACCCCUUUCUCCUUCUGUUUCCUAGACCUAUACUUUGACUGCACCACUUUGUACCUUCCCCCUCCUUUAAGCUUCCAGUCUCUUGCAUACGUACAACACUUCCUGUUUUUAGAUCGUGGGCUGCAGCUUUCCUUGGAAAUGAAGGAGUUAAAACCGAGCUCUAAGAGGAAGCAAAGCAUUGUGAGGUGUUUCUGUGCUUUACUUCAGUUUUCUAAAUGCUGUGCAGAAAAUUAGUCAUGCUUUUCCCCCUCAGUUUUUGUGAGUCACACAAUUUUAAUCCCCAUGCAUUGCUUUGAAAUUGUCAGCCCUGCUAUCUUGCACUAUCCAUUAUGUUUCCAUUUUGCUGCUGCGGUAAUGGGACCAAGAGCUCUAAAUUCAUUCUCUUCCAGUGCAAAAAAUGAAGAAGCAUGAAAAGCAUACUGUUUGUAUUCUAGUUGCUGUUUAAAAAUUCCCCCUGUAGUUGGUCUGUAUGGGUCAAGAUCUGUAAUGAAAUAAUAAUAAUAAUAAUAAUAAUAAUAAUAAUAAUAAUAAUAAUAAUUUGUUUUUUGUUUGUUUGUUUGUUUAUACCCCACCCAUCUGACUGGGUUUCCCCAGCCACUCUGGGUGGCUCCCAACCAAAUGUUAAAAACACAAUACAACAUUAAACAUUAAAAACUUCCCUAAACAGGGCUGCCUUCAGAUGUCUUUUAAAAGUCAGAUAGUUGCUUAUUUCCUUGACAUAUGCUGGGAGGGCAUUUUACAGGGCAGGCACCACUACUGAGAAGGCCCUCUGCCAGGUUCCCUGUAACAUCACUUCUCACAGUGAGGGAACCGCCAGAAGGCCCUUGGCACUGGACCUUAGUGUCUGGGCUGAAUGAUGGGGGGUGGAGACACUCCUUCAGGCAUCCUGGGCCGAGGCCAUUUAGGGCUUUAAAGAUCAGCACCAACACUUUGAAUAGUGCUCAGAAACGUACUGGGAGUCAAUGCAGAUUUCUCAAGACCAGUGUUAUGUGGUCUCGGCGGCCACUCCCCGGCACUAGUCUAGCUGCCGGACAUCCCUUUAAAAACAAAACAAAAAAACAACCUUUGACAGAAAGUCUUUAAAAAGAAGAAAAGAGAGACCUGGAAUACUAGCUGUAAAUAAAAAUUGCUUUGAGAAAGGACAUAAGACUCUUCAUAUUUGCAAAAUCACCAUCAGCUCCAUCAUGGGAUCAUAGACAAUUCUGUCCCAAGAAAACAUUGCAUAGUGAGAAGACAGGGAAUAGGAAACUUCAGGCCUGGGGGCCAAAGGUGACUCUCCAGGCCUCUUUACCUGACCCGUAAGAUUCUCUCCAGGCCACACACUUUCCAAAGACACACUCCCCUCACUAGCCCUACUUUCCACUCCCCUUGUGAGUUUUUCGUUGGCUGGGAUGUGUCCUCGAACUUGCAUAAUGAUUGCCUAAGCACACGUUUUGUUUGUGUGUGUGAAGAAGCCAGCCUACAGUCCAAAGGCAAAAUUCACAUUUUGUUGCUCUGCCCUCUUUUGCCCCUGGCACCAUCCCCACCACCGGCGCGUGGUCCGCAGAAGCUUACCCCCAAGGAAAUCAGGUCCCACUAGCCAGAAAAGGAUUCCCCGGCCCUGCUAAUAUGGUUUUCAGGUUUUGACUUGUAGAGAGACCUAAUGAGCAACAGUUGGAUUAAAAAGUUUAAAACAAACCUGUCUGGCACCAGCAUCUAAUUUUGCACGACCAUCCCCAGGGAUGGGCCUUCAUGUGCAAACUGGCAUACAAUUCCUGCCCAGGAUUCUUUCCUUGUAUGGAAGUUUCACACUCUUUCAGGACACACAGUAAGUGCAUCAAUAGCAGGUGGUGGUUCCACAAACCAUUCAUUGCUCAUGCUUUCAAUUACAGUGGUACCUUGGGUUACAUAUGCUUCAGGUUGCAUACAUUUCAGGUUACAGACUCCACUAACCCAGAAAUAGUGCUGCGGGUUAAGAACUUUGCUUCAGGAUGAGAACAGAAAUCGUGCUCUGGCGGUGCGGCGGCAGCAGGAGGCCCCAUUAGCUAAAGUGGUGCUUAAGGUUAAGAACAGUUUCAGGUUAAGAACGGACCUCCAGAACGAAUUAAGUAAUUAACCCGAGGUACCACUGUAUUACUAUUAAUUCAAUUUAUAUCCCACACUUCUUCCUGUCAGAGCCCAGAGCAGCAAACAUAGAAAUAAUUGUGAUAUUAAAUGGAUAUUAUCUUAUCUUGAAUAAAGCCUUAUUAGUAAUUCUGCUUCUCUCACACACCGGGGGGGGGGGGGACCUGCCCUCAAGAGUGGCAUUUCAGGUCUACUUUGUCAUGAGCCAGAGUCACUUGGCCAUAGUUUUCUUCCAUUCCAUUUCACAGCUUUUUGGGUGAACAUGCAUGAAUAUUUGUCCCCAAAAUUGAGCUUACUAGCAACAGUAAAGCAUUUAAAGAAAGAAAGAAUGCAUUAUAGAAGCUACUCAAAUGCAUCCUUAAAACAGUCUUCACAGUUGCCAGGAAUCAUCAAAUGCCUGAAUAAACAGAACAGCUUUUUAAACACACACACACACACACACACACACACACACCCGCUUCCUGAAAAUCAAUAAUCAGGAAGACAGACAGACAGGCCUUAUCAGGGAGGGCAUUCCACAAACAGGUAACUGCCAUUGAAAUGGCCCUGUCAUGCCAUGGUCAACAUCAGCUGGGCAGCCCAGUUGUGUGAUGUGAGUGCAUCUUAAAGCUAUCCUACAAAUUAGUGGCCUUAAAAAAGCAAAGACUAAAGCCAAUGGUUUUCCCUGUAGUGAUGUAUGGAAGUGAGAGCUGGACCAUAAAGUAGGCUGAUAGCCGAAGAAUUGAUGCUUUUGAAUUAUGGUGCUGGAGGAGACUCUUGAGAGUCCCAUGGACUGCAAGAAGAUCAAACUGAUCCAUUCUUAAGGAAAUCAGCCCUGAGUGCUCACUGGAAGGACAGAUCCUGAAGUUGAGGCUCCAAUACUUUGGGCACCUCAUGAGAAGAGAAGUCUCCCUGGAAAAGACCCUGGUGUUGGGAAAGAUUGAGGGCACAAGGAGAAGGGGACGACAGAGGACGAGAUGGUUGGACAGUCUUCUCGAAGCUACCAGCAUGAGUUUGACCAGGAGGCAGUGGAAGACAGGAGUGCCUGGCAUACUCUGGUCCAUGGGGUCACGAAGAGUCGGACACGACUAAACGACCACAACAAAGCCAAUGGCAGCUAAAAGAUGUUGCUGCUAACCAAACUUGUGACAUCAGCUUUUGAAUUCUCAGCCAUCCAACAAAAUACAAGAAGUGAUUUGCUUUGAUAUCAUCGCUGGCUACGUUGUACGUGACAGCAGUAGUGAGGCAGAGUACUGUUCACUUUUUAAGUGUUUUGACUCCCAGUGUCUUGUCUUCAACCAUUCUGCAGUUGUGGUUCUGAACCAGAACAGUUGCUUCUUGUUCAGCAAAACUCAUUUGUAAAAGUGAGGACAAAAUGAUGACAGAAGAGCAUUCACACAAAAAGCUAAAAUUCCCCCCAAAUACUGUAUGCUGAUGUGACCUGAUGAGAAAAGACCUAGUUAGCCUUUUGCUAUGAUCUUGACCUCAUGACCCAGUUGAAAAAGUCACUACAGGCACUGUCCGUUACUAAAUGUGUCCCAUGGUCAUCAAAGGAAUUGUAACACUUCAGAAAUGAGUGAUUCAUGCAGGAAUUGAAGGCAAAAGCUGCCGUUCAUGGGCCUUCAGUCUUGCUUUUGGGAUGGGGAUGGGGUGUUCUUCAAUAGUUCUGUGACCUUCACUGCUGCAUGUGUGAGAGCAUUCUGGGAAAGUUCCUUGUAUGUGACAGCCAAAUAUUGACUCUUUAGCACCAUGUCUCUAUUCUUUAAGACCUUCACAGACAUAUUUAAUCAAGAUUUAAUCAACUUAAAAGGAGCUGCGUAAAGGCAGUAUAAUAUAUUUGGGGUUUUAGCUCAUCAAGGAGGAUUGUGAAUUAAGCACAAAAGGAGGCCAGGAGGAGUCUUGGAAAUAAAAGCAGGGAGAUGAUAAGAAACUUAUCCUUGAGAGGAACAUCUGAGAAUGUAUAGGGAGAGAGAAAUUUCAUACGGUGCUUGGUAGGGAAGAAGCAGGGAGAUAGAAAGCACAAAUCCCAUGGAUAGCAAACCACUUAGAACUUCUAUGCCGUGAAUCAUUUUAUCAACUCCUAUUGUAUCACCACUCACCUUGUCUCUAAACUGAGAAGUCCCAAAUGCUGCAAGCUUUCCUCAUAGGGAAGUUGCUUCAUCAGCUUUCAUCAGCUUCUUCCAAUGUUAACUUGGAUGUUAUAUAUUGCCUCAUUCUUCACAUGACAGGAAUGGUUUUAGCAGGUUUCGUUCAUGAGAAACUGAAGUUCUGAGCAAGUAACCUAAAUGGAAUGAACUGCCAUGCAGUUUUCCAGUUACAUUAUUGAUCUUAUUUGACUGCAUUGACUUGGCUAGAAGAUGCAAAGCAGUCUUUAUUUGUACUAAAUUAAGACUGGUGUAGAAAUAUGUAGGCUUUAGAGAUUUGCAGCAGCACACACCCCUCCAAUGCCUUAACAGGCAUGUAUCUAAGUUUUAGCAGUUCUUUAGCAAUUUGUAAAUUGUUGCCACAUGGGUGAAAAUUAGAGCAUUUUGCUCCAAUCUCCUUGAUUUGUUUUAUUGGAGAUAAGGAGUAUGGUUUUGAGGGAUCUGUAGUUGGGGAGGAAACUGAAUGACAAAGUGAUCAACUCUGAAAAGCAGGUGGUGUAAAACAUAUAUAUAUAUUGCACUAGUAUGUGUCCCAAAGUUUCCUGGAACUCGCAUGGAUCAAUGAAGUUGGUUUUCCCAUUGCCAGGUUGCACAAGGAAAUACAGAGAACACAACUCCUAUUCAAAACAGGCUUUUUAAAGUAUGUGGGAGAAAGAUUUUCCUCUUGCAGAGAUGUGCCUCUUGCAGAGAUGUGCUAGCACAAAUUUCCUCUUGCAGAGAUGUGCUAGCACAAAUUGAUAUUUUUUCAGUUUUUAAUAAUCCAGCUCUUCAUGGCUUGCCAUAUCUUUAACCAAGACAUAUCUUUGCACAAGAAACUAUGUUCAUAAAAAGUGGAGCCCUUUUUCCCCCCUUUUAAAGAUGAAAUUUGCUCUUUUGGUUUUGAUGGUCCCUGCUGUGAAGUUUAGCAUUUUUAACCUGCUUCUUUCUAUGCACUCCAGUAAUAUUUCCUGUUGUUAUUUCGUUCACAGCAAUAUAAACUACAGAAAGGCAGAGGUAAAUUAUGCAACUAUGCUGGUGUAACUUACCUCUUUUCCAAACUCUAAACAGGAGCAGGGGCUCAGCCAACCCAAGCCUAGCAGAGGGGAAAUAACCUCUUAAAACAGAGUUUGACGUACACCACUUUUUUUCCAGUAUAACUUUCUCUGGGUUACUUAGUCACAUGUCUCUCCCCCCACCCAAUGUCUUGUCCCCACCAUUCCCCUGGAACAUCCUUUUGUGGGGACUUAAUUCAGUGUCAGCUUUGCUAGCUGAGCCCCAGUUGAGCUGAGAUCAAGGAGCUAUGCUGGCAUAUAUCUGGCUGAGCUGGAGCUAUGCCUAUAUGCUGGUCUCAAAAGUACCAUGCCAAGAUGACAGGAGUGAAUUCCUGUAACUGAAAAUGUGUCUGAGACUUGAGAGGGGGGUGCUACUUGGGUGAAAGGCGGGAUAUAAAUGAAAUGAAAUAAGCACAUCUCUGUUAUCUGUGUGCUGUCUCCAGGUGGUUAUGUACAUUGGCCAAGUCUCAAAGGACCUGCUCAAGUGGCCCCGCCCUUGUUCUCCACCUGUUGUCAAGCUAGAAAAAAGGACCACUGCAGAGUAUGGAAUGCCAUCCACACAUGCAAUGGCAGCAACCGCCAUUUCUUUUACAUUUGUGGUUACAACUGUGGACAAGUACAAGGUAGGCAUGCAGUGUAGUGUACUGGAUAAGGCAGAACUUUCCAAACUUUUUGUGUUGGUGACACACUCUUUAGACAUGCAUCAUUUCAUGACACAGUACAGUAGUACCUCAGGUUACAGAUGCUUCAGGUUACAGACGCUUCAGGUUACAGAUUCUGCUAACCCAGAAAUAGUACCUCAGGUUAAGAACUUUGCUUCAUGAUGAGAACAGAAAUCAUGCUCUGGUGGCGCAGCGGGAGGCCCCAUUAGCUAAAGUGGUGCUUCAGGUUAAGAACAGUUUCAGGUUAAGAAUGGACCUCCGGAAAAAAUUAAGUUCUUAACCCAAGGUAUCACUGUAAUUCAGUUUUACUAGCAAACUGGAGGUUAAACUAACCCCUUUCCAGCCCCAGAAAGUGUAGCUCUCCAAAAACUCUGGCUUAAAUCUAAGAAGUGUAGGCUUGGUGUGUCCCCUUUCUCUCCCUCCCACACCGUCUCAGGAAAACUUGCCCCACUGAUCUUGCUACACAGAGGCAGCUCUGGCUGAAUCCAGCAUGAUCUGAAAGCCUUUCCCCACUUACUCUGCAGCCAGACCCCACAUUCUACACGUUCAUCUGCAUAAUGGCAUCAUGACCACUUUGUUUUCAAGCCAUUACCCAAUAGUUUCUGUUAUGGGCCUUUUCCAGUGAUCUGAAUCUCUCUUUCUGAGGUGAGCUUUUCUCUCAGAUCAUUCCUAAGGAUUUAUAGCCAAUUUAUUUGUUUGUGCUGAUGUGAAGUUAGAAUAUUCUGUUCCAUUUGGCUCCUGUCUACUAUUCUGUUACAUAACCAUACAGUUUGGAGACCUUAUUUAGGAGCCCUUCACAAUUGAAUUUUGUAUUCUCUACUGACUUUGCCAUCUGCAAAUGUGGCUACAUCCACUGCUUUACUCCAUAUAUUUAUGAACAGGUCUAACGGCACAGGUCCAAAUACAGGGGUGAGGUCCUCCUCACUAUCUGUUGUCUUCUUCAUGCAGUGUUGGUCUAAAUAGAGUGCAGCUUUUGCAUUUUCCAUUCCUAGGGCUCAGUAGCACCUGUGGAGGUUGAAAUAUUUAUCCUUUUCCAACAAUUGUAGCUGACGAAUUUAUUCUAAGGAUAACAUUACAAAUUAUCACCGCUAGAUAUUUCAGUCCAGGUUGUUUGGAAACGUUACUUGAAUUCAUCCAACUUCUGAUAUUCCAGAAUGCAGUUGGUUCUGAAUUAGAAUGGCCUGGCCUUUGAUAAAAGUCAGAUGGUGCUUUAUUUGAUUCUUUGUGAUAUAUGCAACUGCUAUUAAUGUUUCUUUCACUCCCCUUUUAUGUUUACAGUACCCACUUGAACUAGGACUGCUGGGAGCCUUCUUAUUUUCAACUCUGGUAUGCCUCAGCAGAAUUUACACUGGAAUGCACACAGUUUUGGUAAGGUCUCUCCUUAGUUUAUUGCCCAUUUAUUAGGGAUUUAUAUCCUGAAGCAUGAGCAUAAACCAGUACACGUUAAAAGCAAAUGACACACAAAAACUGCCUAAAUCGUAGUUAAGCCCUCUUCUAGAAAUAGCACAUAAACUUGCAGCUCAACCUAUUCUGCAUCCAUUUGCUCUCUUUUUGACCUAUCUUGUCCAUGCAAAGCUCAUGUAUGUAACAUAUAAUAAACAAGUAAGGCUGUUGUCAUGUUGCAGUUCUCUUGGUGGCUGACAGGUGGCUGCUGCAAAUAACAGCAUGAUGGUAAACUUCUGAUAGCUGUUGGCCAUUGGAUGAGGAAGACAGAAGAAGGCGGGUAUAAAUAAAGGGAGGGGUGGCUUUGGUGACCUCUAAAGGGAGCAAGUGGGGUAGAUGGGGUUGGUAAGUGAAGCAGAGGCACAGCCCCUGGUUUAUAAAUAAUACCCUAUGCUUGAACAUCGUCAGCCUCUCUCACUGCACCCAUAGAUUGAGCACCAUUCUUUAGGCAUCUCUUGUAUUUACUGUAGGUACCCCUUGGGGCAAAGCCUUACUGGUAGAAUUAAGUACAAUAGCUUGCUGGCUUAGUGGUGAGCUGGACUUUCUGCUCCUCCUUCUCCCAGGGCUACAAGUAUUUCUGGUGACUGGGAAGGGCUGCAAAGCUGGUGAUUUGCUUGCUGGAAUGCGUCAUCUUGACUCAUAGUAUAUUAUAUGACUACUCCUACAUGUAACCCCUUUCAUUGAAAAUUAGGCCUGAUGUAGCUUAUGUAGUGAGAAGAGGUGUGCAUCAUUUUUCACAGUGCCACUAGCUGAUUAUAUACCAUGAGCCUGCUGGAUUCACACAUGACAUUUGCUUGUUUACCAUCCUCAUCAGGCACAUUGGUAAAGGUCUUGACCUCAGUAGAUCAAACCAAUAAUUUGAAAGGGAGGAUGUCUCCAGUCUAGAUUUAACUAAUGACCUAAAGUCAGUCAGUAAAAAUUCUCUGCAUAUUUCCCUUGAUAAGUGAUAAGAAGAGACUUUUCUAAAUUCAGAUGGGGUUGGUGGUAAAGAAGAGAGAAGCCUUUGUUGACAUUCUUGAAAGAACAAAGCUACUUUAAUUUGGGUUUGGAGGGGAGUCCCCUUCCUUUCAAUAGAUUUAAAUUAUAGUUCUGUGAGAUUUUUUUGCUAUCACAAGAACAUGAAAUACAGUGCAGUCCUGUGCAUGCCUGUUCAGAAGUAAGGUCCAUUCAAUGAGACUUAGUCCCAGGUACGUGACUGUUGAAUUGUAGCCUUAAAAGAUUUUAAUAUGGUUGCAUAAUUGGUUUAUAUAUUUUUUGUAAAUCACUUAGAGGCCUACUGUGGCAUUUAGCAGUAUAUAAAAUAAUAAAGAAUAAUAAUAAUGUAGCAACAAAAAAAUGUUCUACAAUUUAAAUCUAUUUGAAUAAACUUAGUUAUCUGUAUCUAAUGUAGAAGAUUUCUUGAAUCUUAUCCUACUUCUAGAAUAACUUCCACUCUUCUUUCACAACACCCUGGAAUGUUGUCGAUUCCAGCAUCAUGGAGGAUGUAAAAUGGUGGUCUGACCAUCAACACAGUUGCUGCUACUAUCACCUGCAGUGAAAAAAACAAAACUAAAAAAUAAUAGCAAAAUUGGAAGUCUGUACUAAUGGUGAAUUCUAUGCCUGAGAAACUGUUGGAGAGAUUCCUUGUUUUGCUCUUGCCCUAAGAAAUUCAACGGUGCCCACAAUAUAUUUGCAUCUGCAACCAAAGAUAGAGAAUUUCAAGAGGCCAUUAGUGCAUAGCUCUAGGGUGAACCACUUGGAGGUUCUGUUUACCAUCAAGUGGUAUAUACAUUUUGUUUAAAUAAUAAGUAGCAUAUUAUUACAAAAGUUGGGUGUCACCCCCCCACACACACACACUCUCUACCGAGCCGUAGCAAAAUUUGAGGGGGUUUCCAGGUGCUCACCCAGGGUCUGUGCUCCUUUGGAAAAUUGAAGAUGUGGUGGAGACGGUCUUAGCUUUAAGAAAUAUGAUUGAUUCAGCUAUUUACACCUUCAGGCUGCAUGGAGGGAGUCGAGAUCUUACAGCAUGGUCAUCUCAAGCAGGGCUUGUUUCCCACAGCAGUGCAACUCUGGAGUCAAAGGCAUCACAACCAGUCAGCCUUCAGCCUGCCGUCCCAAGAUGGAUCUCAGUCUUCUCUUUUCACCCCCUCUCUUCUUCUUCCCGGCACAUCUUACUAAAAAGCACUCUUUUCCUAUCACCGCUCUCACCCACCCACCCAUCAUCUUGGCAACCUCUUUCUGCCCAGGCCCAAGAAGAGCCAUUAACACCUUUUGUCAUGUUAAUGCCUCUAUCCCAGGUGAGUCCCUGGCUUGGAAAGGAACCUUAGCCUGUAUUUAUCCACUGGCCUGCAAUCUUCCCUUCAAUACUCCAAAUAAUCAAAAUCAAAAUUUCUAGGGUUUAGCUCCCCCCCACCCUGCAUACCGAUAACAAUAUUCUUCAUUUUACAUUCACCAUGGACUGCAGAUGUGUUGACAUGAUUUUAACAUGUUCUUCUCGCAUGUAAUUGACAGUAGCUGAAAUCCUCUAAACGGUUCUUUCUUUCUUUCUUUCUUUCUUUCUUUCUUUCUUUCUUUCUUUCUUUCUUUCUUCUCUUAAUAAAUUCCACUCUGACCUGACAAAGCUGGUUUCAGGCUGCUCAGCAGCAAUCCAGACUUCAGUGUUAACAUAUGUUUUUGCCUGAAGAUGCCUGUGCUGAUCUACGGAGAGGCAUAACUUAAAUCCUUUGAACUGCAUUCAUCUACUUUUGCGAUGGUUUUCUCCUUAAUCUUUUCAUUAAUAGAGCUUCCUCCUUGUGCAAAAGUGGAUGAAGGAAACAUAAUCCUCCUUUGAAAUUAAGAGAUUUAACAGAUUAUGGGCGGGGAAGGGCUUGGCAUGAACAGAAACCUGUUGUUUAAACUUGCUUUAGAGAUGCGUUCCUGAAACUAUUAGCUUCAGUGAAUUUGUCGCCAGUUUUUAUUUGGGGGUUAUGUUGAUGGUUUCAUUGUCCUUUGGCAAGCAAAAAGAAUGAAAAUAUCUAUAGGGUUCUCCAUGUGUACGGUGUGCACCAGAGGUGCCAAUAUUUGGACACACUUAGAUAUUUUUGAGUGAGCACUGUCAGCGUCACUCUGGUCACUUCUGCCCCCUAUCCCAGCCCCACACACAGCAGGAUGAGUGUGUCAGCAAACACACUUUGCUUUUACAAGGGCUCUGGGUUAAAGUCAGAUCUGGUAGACUUGAAGUGAGCUUUGAAAGCACCCAAGAGACAGAAAAUGCAAAAGACUCUGAUUCUUCCAGCUUCCUCCUUCCUUCAGCUGCAUGCCCUUUUUCAAGGGAAAAAAAGCUAACACCUUUGUGCUGGUGCUGCAGUAGAAGUUUCAAAUAUGACCAUAAACGCAAUAGCUUUAAAAUAGUAAUGAUAACAACAAUGGGAGGAUUAUGGAGGAAACAGAGAAAUUCAUAGAGGGUUGGGAAGAAUGUGGUCUGGAUUCUCUGGAGCAAAUUGAGAAAGUACUACAUAAAUACUCAGGAUAAAAGUCCUCCUUCUUCUUGUUUUAGCCUUUGAGUUUUGCUGCAUAGGAAUAUGGUUGCAGGUCUUACUGUUGAUGAUGCAAAUACAUGAAAUGGUAGGAAAAUAACUUUUAGCAAAGAACUGGUGCAGAAUGCACAGAAUGUUACCAGGCAAGGAAAUCACCUGCAAGGAAAAAAGUUUUCUGGGUUGAUAUCUCUCCCAUUCCCCACCCCCCGUGUUUGUCAACUAAAUAAGGUAAUUUAUUUUUUGUGCUGCCAGGUAGAUGAACCUAUAUGCACACUUUUAAAUGGGCAUGCAAUUGUUCAAGUCCUUAUCCAAAUGCAUUCUAAAGGAAGUGAUUCAUCUGUUAAUCAUUAACCUGGUAAUACAUAAAGCAAGAUGACACAAGUUCCAGGGCCAUAGCCUCAGAGGCCAGGGGUUGCUAUGAGGCUUUAGAGCCCUUCCUGAAUUUUCAGCAUUUUAUUAUUUCAUUUGAUUAAAGUUAAUCUUUAGCCCCUGUACUUCAUUCUUGAACAACCAUGCAUGUUUUCCUUUAUAUGCCCGUAAGUAAACUGUGGCCCCACCUUCCUCUGUUCCACCUAACUGGUUUGCAAAAGGCACUAAGAGGAGACAAGCAUUUUAAACUUUUUUGGUUAUGAAGUUAUACCUUUAACCUAAAUUAAUUUGCUUAAUUUGCCUGUAUUGAGGCUUCCUGGGUAGCCUUAAGGUCCAUUUAAUUUGUCAGCGGUCUUGCAAAGCUCCAAAAUGCAUUAACUUCAAUACAAUUUGGCUCUGUUUUUCAUAGGUUUUCUGCUCAGCAUAGUUACAUGUUCAAUAUACGUAAUAUGCUCAAGCAUCACAACUCAGUGAUCUUUAGCAAUUCAUCAGAUACCUAUUCUUAAAGUUACUUUAGGAGAAGGAUGGUCUGCUUGAAGGAAAUGAGAAUGCGCUGUAUGCCUAACACCUCUAUGUCUUUCUAGGACGUGAUUGCUGGCAGCCUGAUCUCAGCCAUAUUAACUGCUCUGUCUUAUCCAACUUGGGACCUCCUUGAUCACCUGAUGCUGACCAGCCCUUGGUGCCCCAUGUUCUGCAUCGUUGUCCCCCUCAUCCUAUGCUACAACUACCCCAAACUGGAUUACUAUAGCCCCACUAGGGCAGACACAACCACUAUUCUGGGAGCUGGAGCUGGAGCAAUUAUAGGGUUCUGGAUAAACAACCACUACGUUUCAAAUGUUUUAGCUGAAGAAGCGACACACAGCAUCCGUUCGGUCACUGGCGAAAUGCUCUUGAUGGUUCUUGCACAGUUUUUGGUGGGAAUUGCUGUACUGCUCAUUAUACGGCAGAUCAUCAAAAGCCUGGCUCUUAAAUCACUGUGUUCUUGGUACAAGGUUUCUAUUAAUGACAUUGAAGCUAUGCAGCAAAUAGAAAUUGAAGUGCCCUAUAAAUUUAUAACCUAUUCUACCAUCGGCCUGAGUGCUACGGUGCUUGUGCCAUUGCUGCAUAAAUUAUUGGGCUUAAACUGAAUGCUGCACACUUUUUUUAAAAGAAGCAGUCCAGAUUAUAGGGUGCAAUAAAAAUGCACGCAGAAGCAAAAACUUGAGCAGCAAAGUGUCGUGCCUUCCUGCAUAGCUCUACAACAUAGAUAAUAGUGGAGAUCUAAACUGAGUUUCCAGUAAUUUUUGUUCGCUGCAAUCUUUUAACACGCUGUGGCUGCUUCAGCGACUAUGGCUGUCCGAGCUAAACAUUUAGUGCAACUAGAAGCCUGCCAUGACAGUCAGAUCUGCUCUUCCUAGAUCUAGUGGUUUGAAGAGUUUCUUCAGGGUUGUCAAACCUCAAAAUAAGCCCUUCAAGGGAUGCAGCCAGAUCAGGGUGGUUGGAGAAGAGCCUCCUUUUUAAAGAAAACAAAGCAAAACUACAAAGUACAGUGGUACCUUGGGUUACAGACGCUUCAGGUUACAGACGCCGCUAACCCAGAAAUAGUACCUUGGGUUAAGAACUUUGCUUCAGAAUGAGAACAGAAAUCAUGCAGCGCGGCAGCGGGAGGCCCCAUUAGCUAAAGUGGUACCUCAGGUUAAGAACAGUUUCAGGUUAAGAACAGACCUCCAGAAUGAAUUAAGUUCUUAACCUGAGGUACCACUGUAAUUAUAUUUACAAGCUUAACAGUCUGAGAAUUGGGAGGAAGAUAAGCACUCUCAGGGAGAAAUAAGAUGCUGUAUACAGGGAAGCUGGGUUGGCACUGAAUCUGGCUGCCCAUCUAGCAGGAUGACGAACACUGGAGUAAUAUCUUGCAAAACAGACUCCCAGUCAUACAAAUUCACACGUAUGGGUAUAAUUAUGUUGUGCUCUUAACAUAUCCAUGUUAUUAAAUUAAGCUGUGUCAUGUCUGAAGCUGUGUUCUGGUAUGCUACGGCAUUGGCCCAGAAUGUUGAAAACAAUCACUGCUGCUGUAACUUGUAGGCCACCAAGAAAUGAAUUGCAAGAACCAAGUAACGGAUGGCAAGUGCAAAUGUGAUUGCAGAUUUAUUUUUUUAACUAAUAACAAAGUUAGAUCUUCAUGUCCUCUUUCUUUCCUCUAAUUGCUGUUGUGCAAAGUGGUAUUUCCCAUUGACAAUGAAGGCUCCAGCAAGAACUGUGAAACAACUGCUUCCCUUUUUGGAGCUUGAGGACAGGAUGAAAUUAGCAUUGGUCUGACUUCGGCGCUGCCAUUCCAAGUGUUGGUAAAUUACUAUCUGCCUGCCGCUUUGCAUAGAUUCCCACUGUAGGGAAGCAAAUAUAGCACACUUAUCAGAGCUUUUAAAUGAAAUGCUGCUUGGACAUGCAGAUUUGAGAAUUAACUGGAGUCUAAAUGUUAACCUAACUUUAAUAUAAACAAAAAAAACCCCAAACUAGGAAAGGCUUAGGAUGGGAGAGGGCUAUUCUACUCAUGUCUUGCCCAUGGGUUUCCUAUAACUGGUUAGCCACCGUAAGAAAAGAAUCUUGGAACUAGAAGAUCCUUCCAUCUGAUCCAUUAAGACUGUUCAUAUAUCCUUAAGCUUCAGUAUUACAUUAAGGGUAUAACUCCUACGUAUAGUCCUGGAAUUGGAACAUGUCCUAUAAGAAAUACAGGGCUCUCAUCUUUUCCGCCAUGCUCAUUUCUUAAAUAACAUGUUCUGUAAAAUGUGGGGGUUGUAUGAAGGCAAAGACCUGAAACCCACAGGGAUUCUAAUGACAAUACAGAACUUCCCUGGAGCAGAAUUUUACAAUGUAAGUGGGGUUCCCUUCAUCAUGCUAAAGUAGAUGCACUUGCAAGGGAGUGCUGGCAUAUAUGGUAUACUUGCUAAACCCCUCAAUCUGCAUCUAAAUUGGAGGUGAAUCUGUUGAGCUGGUAGGCAAGAAUAUGGUUUGUAAGAGAAUAUAAGGGUGCCUCCCAUCUGCCAGCUACUGCAUUCUCAUCAUCUCAGCAAAAUAUCGGUGUAACAGCAAGCUUGCACAAAAAUGUGUGGUUGUGUCCCUGGACAGGGGUAUAUAUAUAUUUGCAAAUAAAUUUAUGUGUCCCCACCUUUGCAAUGGCUUCAGAUUUAGCUGUAGCUCGAAAACUGCUUUUUUAAAUGCAUCUAUUUUAUUCUUUUAUGAUCACGUAUAUAUGCUGCGAUUUAUAAACCACAACCUGCACAAUUUCUAUUUUUGUAUUUUACUGUAAGUUGUAAAGUGUAUUCUGAAAAUUCUGACUUUAUUCAAACUGAAAAUGUUUCCAGAAACUAUUUUUUAUUAAAGCUUAUUUUGUCACAUAC